ACCAGGAAGUAGGUUCGCUUCGGUUUGAGUCGGGUCCAUCCGGGCAGCGGGACAACAAAGUCGUCUUACUCUGCAGAGGCCGAAUGACACCCGCGGAUUAAACGAGGUCCUCACCUCAAUGUGUUCUUAAAUAAAUUGCGGCAGACAUUUCCAUUCAGUUCACGGAAAUGGGAUCCGGCUAAAUGUAGAACAUUCUAGAAACACCGCGGACCGCUGGGGUUUCCAGUCCGGAGAAGGUGCGAAGCGGCCCGCGGCCGUGAAGCAAAGCGGCAGCAGCAGCCGGACGAGGAGCACCGAAGGCGGCCGCUAUUGUGCGUUCAGACGGCGUGAUUACCCUGUAAUUUUUAUAUUUUGAAGCAAGUUUUACAUUUGGCGUAUUGAUCCCCACCUCUUUCCUCAACCUUCCUGAUUCAAUUCUGGGGGAGAUCACAUCAGUACCAUCGCCAAGAUAGCCGGCCCAGGCAGGAAGAGGCACACCUCAGAUCCAGACCCCAGCAGCAGUGGUAGCGAUUCCAGCGACGGGCGGCCGGUCAGCGCCAAGUGCCAGAAGAUGGCCAGCAGUGGAGGCGGCGGAGAUGGUCAUCGCGUUGGGGCUCAGCAGAGAGGAGGCAGCGGCUCGGACGUGUCCUCCAGCAAGAAGAAGCAGAAGGACAGGGCCAACCAGGAGAGCAGAGAGGCCAAGAGAGCGGCAGUGGCGGCGGCGGCAGUGGAUGGAGUUCUCGCCGAGGUCAAAAAAGACGUGUUUGUAGACUGGAAGCAGAACGACAACGAGGUGACGGUGAGGCUGCGCUGCGGAGACGGCGUGCAGAGGAUCGACGACAUCGACACCAACUUCACCGACACCAACUGUAAUGUUUCUUUCCCGGAUGGACGUGAGUGGAGCUGCCAGCUGCAGGAGGAAAUUGAGGCCUCGUGCAGCAGAGUCCAGUACAAGGAGAAGGGGGGUUUCCUGCACCUCAUCAUGCACAAGAAGAUCCCCUUUCACAUCUGGCCUUCUCUGAAGUCAAACAAGAAGGUGAAGCAGGCUGCGGCUUCAUCAGAAAAAGUCCGACCGUCGUCCCUCCAGCCUCACCCUCCCUCAUCACCUUCACACGGCGAGUCAAGGCGAAGUAAAGCCGAGCGGGGUAUGAAGCGUUGCUUGAAAAACAAAGCCUGUGACAAGGCCCCCGCAGACCUCGCUGGGGUAAAAAGUGGAGCUUCAGAAACGACCACCAGGCCAGCCGCUGCUGUAUUAGCGGGCGAGCCGCAUCCCCAGGAACCCAGCACCAAGCGGCCCAUCAUACGGCUGCCCAAGACCACCAAAGGGGCAGAAAAGGAGAAACUCGCUGCAAAGUCUGCAGCAGUGAACGGCGGUAAAGCCACAAACGGGCGGAGCCCCCAGACUCCAGGCAAAGACACAAACAGCAGAGCAGAGGAGCGACUCACCGGUCAGGAAGUCGGACCUGAAGUCUCUUCUGCAAACAGAGCCCAGAGAAACCAGUCAUUAAACCGAUCCGGAGUAAAAGCACAAGUUAAAGACGAACAGCCCAGAGCUCCUGAGAGCACCAGCCCCUGCCUCAAACCCGUCUGCUUCAACAAAGAAGCAGACUCCGCCUCUGGAAAGCAGAGGGAGUGCACGAACUCCGAGGUGGCGGCGAAACCCGCCGAGCUUAGCCCAGAGCCGGGUCCUGUGAUCCAGCAGCAGCUGGUCUCGACAGAGGCGGUCCAGAGCCACGCAGCCGGUCUGAUCCAGAACAGCUGUGAUGGAGAAGAGAAACGGGAUCGGCCAAAGGAAGAGCCUCCUCUGGAAAUCAGUCCGCUGGAAGCUCCAGAGCCGAUGGUCAACCUGCAGUCUGUGAAGAACGGCUCGUACGAGAAGGGCACCGAUCUGAUGGUGGUUAAUGUUUACAUCAAAGGGGUUUGCAGGGACACUGCCAGAGUCAUCUUCAGGGAGCAGGACUUUACCCUCAUCUUCCAGACCAGCGACGUUAACUUUCUGCAUCUUCAUUCGGACUGCGGACCCAACACUGUCUUCAGGUGGCAGGUCAAACUCAGGAACCUGAUCCAGCCUGAGCAGUGCACUUACACCUUCACCCCGUCCCGCCUGGACAUCACCCUGAAGAAGAGGCACAGCCAGCGCUGGGAGGGGCUCCUGGCUCCAGCCUCACAAGGUGCAGUGGGUGGUGCUAAGGUGGCUGUGGCCUCCAGCCCCGCCUGCAUGGACAAAAGCCAGCCAGGCAGCAGUCAGCACAGCCUCCCUGCCAAAGAGGAGCCCCCGAGAGUUGGGGAGGAGACGGCCAAGGCCCCCAAGGCCUCAAACAGAGGCGUGGAGGGAGGGGCUCUGGACAGCGUUGCACCUCGCUCCGUCUCUGAACACGUUGCCAUCACCAAAUCUGAGCCCGCCGUUACCGCGCCUAAACCCACCUGCAUGGUCCAGCCUAUGACGUACAGCCUUCCUGCCAGCAUCGAGCGCCACGAAGAGGAGGAGGAGAAGAAGGUGUGCCUCCCCGGUUUCACGGGACUGGUCAACCUGGGCAACACCUGCUUCAUGAACAGUGUGAUCCAGUCCCUGUCGAACACCAGAGAACUCAGGGAUUACUUUCACGACCGAGCGUUUGAGGCUGAGAUCAACUGCAGCAACCCUCUGGGAACCGGAGGAAGGCUCGCCAUCGGCUUCGCCGUGCUGCUCAGGGCUCUGUGGAAAGGGACUCAUCACGCCUUCCAGCCCUCAAAACUCAAGGCAAUCGUGGCCAGCAAAGCCAGUCAGUUCACGGGUUACGCUCAGCACGACGCGCAGGAGUUCAUGGCGUUCUUACUGGACGGGCUGCACGAAGACCUGAACCGCAUCCAGAACAAACCGUACACGGAGACGGUGGACUCCGACGGACGGCUCGAUGAGGUGGUGGCAGAAGAGGCGUGGCAGAGGCACAAGAUGAGAAACGACUCCUUCAUUGUCGACCUUUUCCAAGGCCAGUUCAAAUCCAAACUCGUGUGUCCCAUGUGUUCAAAGGUUUCCAUCACCUUUGACCCCUUCCUGUACCUGCCUGUUCCCCUUCCUCAAAAGCAAAAGGUUCUCUCCGUUUUCUUCUUUGCUAAGGAACCUCAUAAGAAGCCCAUCAAGUUUUUGGUGAGCGUGAGCAAGGAGAACUCCAGCACAGCUGAGGUGCUGGAAUCCAUCUCCAGGAGCGUGAGGGUCAAACCCGAGAACCUCAGAAUAGCAGAGGUGAGCAAGAACCGCUUCCAGCGCAUAUUCCUGCCGUCCCAGUCUUUGGACACCGUGUCGCCCUCAGACAUGCUGUUCUGCUUUGAGCUGCUCUCCAAAGAUCUAGCCAAAGAGAGGGUGCUGUUGAUCAAGGUGCACCAGAAACUUCAGGUGCCCAACACUCCCAUCUCCAAGUGCGCCGCCUGCCUCAAGCCUCCGGUGUCUGAAGAAGACAAGCUGAAGCGCUGCAUGCGCUGCUAUCGAGUUGGCUACUGCAAUCAAGUUUGUCAGAAGACGCACUGGCCCAGUCACAAAGGUCUGUGUCGGCCCAACUCUGAGAACGUGGGCCUGCCCUUCAUGGUCAGUGUGCCGGAGUCUCGGCUCUCCUACGCCAGGCUGGCCCAGCUGCUGGAAGGUUACUCCAGGUUUUCAGUAAACGUGUUCCAGCCUCCUUUCCAGUCGGGCAGAGCAUCUCCUGAAACCCCGCAGUCCCGGGUUGACCUCCCACCGAUGACGGCGAGCUCUCCUGAGGCUCCUGGUUCUGGGGAUGAAGCCGUGGGCGGCAGCAGUUCAGUGGGAGCGGCGGAUCUGGAGCUGGACAGUCAAUCCCUGGCAGACAUUGCUCCGGCCUCGUCGAUCCACCCUGAGGUCUCAGACUCGCUGUCCUCCUCCCGGACUAAAGAUUCAGGCUUCUCAGAGUCAAUCUCCUCCACCUCCUGCUGCUCUCUCGACCCCCAUGCAGAAAAGGAGACAUCCUGUGAAAAGACGGUGCGACCCGAAGCUGCAGUAACGGGGUAUCAGCAUUCGAGUGAAUCUGCGUCUGGUCACGCCAGUCAGUUCUACAUCGCACUGCUGGACUCCAACAACAAGGAGCAGAGGCUCGAUGAGAAAGAGGACGCUCUGGCGGAUCUCCCCGAAGAUGCCACUUUGGAACUGGUGUGGAAAAACAACGAGCGCCUCAAGGAGUACGUGCUGGUGAGCUCCAAGGAGCUGGAGUACGAGGAGGACCCGGGCUCCCUCAGCGAGACGGCCAGAGCGGGACACUUCACCCUCGAGCAGUGCCUGAAUCUCUUCACCAAGCCGGAGGUGCUGGCGCCAGAGGAGGCCUGGUACUGUCCCAAGUGCCAGCAGCACCGCGAAGCUUCAAAGCAGCUGCUUCUGUGGCGUCUGCCCAACGUUCUGAUCAUCCAGCUCAAGCGCUUCUCCUUCAGAAGCUUCAUCUGGAGGGACAAGAUCAACGACAUGGUCGAUUUCCCCGUCAGAAAUUUAGAUUUGAGCAAGUUCUGUAUCGGCCAAAAGGACGACAUGCAGCAACCCCCCAUCUAUGACCUGUACGCUGUCAUCAACCACUAUGGAGGAAUGAUCGGAGGUCACUACACGGCGUACGCUCGACUGCCGAGCGACAAGAACAGCCAGCGCAGUGAUGUUGGGUGGCGACUGUUUGACGACAGCACCGUAACGAUGGUGGAGGAGAGCCAGGUGGUGACGCGAUACGCCUACGUCCUGUUCUACCGCCGCCGGAACUCCCCCGUGGAGCGGCCGCCACGCUUCCUCAGACCUGUUGGAGCGGAUUCACCUUCUGGCGCCGGGGCCACUGCCAGCCAGGCCUCUCUAAUAUGGCGGGAACUGGAGGAGGAGGAAGAGGAGGGGCUUGACGAAGAGCCCAGAGGGCUGUUCCGUUCUGUCCUGCGGCGACAAAGGAACAGAGAAGAGGACUACCGGACGGAGGGCCCAGUGCGACGGCAGCGGGUGUUGGAUCAUCCCGAUGACUACUGUGUGCGAUAUUUCCUUCUGGGCACGCUCGCCGCCGUGCUCGCCGUCUUUGUUAACCUGGUCUACCCUUUUCUUUUCAAGGCCAGGUGGAGCUGAACCCAUUGCUGUCUCAGGUUUGGCUCAACCUACUUUGGAAGAUCAGGUUGUUGACUCGUUCAGAGGAAGAUCUUGCUGCUUGACGGCGCUUGACCCGCCGGAAGCACAAAAAAAGUGACUGUAGAUGCUGACCUCACUUGAAACAUUUUUAUUUUUAAAAUGAGCGUAUAUAUAUAUAUAUAUAAAAGUCUAUGAAAUGUCCCUGAAAGUUUGUUUAAUAUAUAAAAAUUGAGUUUAAAACCACAAAUAUAUAAACUAGACACAAUUAUGCUUGUGUGCGUUUAGCGGCACACCUGAAAAGCACAAAAGAUGCAACAUAAAGUUGACCAGUAGAGGCGCUGCAGAGCCUAAAGGCCUUAAUUUACCUGUGGGUGUAUCUGACGCCUGAAACCAGUCCGUCCUCUUUUUGUCCUUGCUGCUGCAUGUUGAACAUCAAAAGGGGCGGAGUCAGGAGCGAGAAAAGGGGAUGUCAGAGUUUUACUCGCCUCUCCAACAAAACCGUAAACUACACAACAGCAGGUCAACACGAGGUCCCGUUGACCUCAGGUCAAAGAGCGGCGAUAAAGGAAAAUGGACAUGAAAUUUGUCACAUAGAGAAAAACAAAAUGUUCAAAAUAACCAAAACCAAACUUUUAUCGUGAAAUCAGUUCAGCUUUUAUUAAACUGAAUUUGUCUUUCAGUUAAAUCCAUCCUUUAACUCUGGAUCAAUCCCAGCUGAGGCAAAGUCACGCCCUCUUUAAGCUGCUUUAACGCCAUCAACAUCCUUCUGACACGGGAAAAAAGCCAGGUCAGAAUCAGCCGAUUGGUGUGGAUGGUGCGUGUGCUUCACUACUCUUCAGUGUUGCAUAUCAGCACAAAGCUGCUGGAAUUACGAUAAUUGCACACAUGGUUAUGAUGGUUAAAAAACAUCAGCACCGGAGCUAAAGCUCUGGUGUAAUAUUGUGUACGCAAAGAAUUGUGGACUUGGAUUAUUGUCUGUCCUUUUAGAAAGGAUUCCUUACACCCCCCCCC
Oryzias latipes (Japanese medaka) is the source of this 6061-nucleotide messenger RNA. The record is from RefSeq and is a predicted model, not a curated record. Lineage: Eukaryota; Metazoa; Chordata; Actinopteri; Beloniformes; Adrianichthyidae.